This is a messenger RNA of Candidula unifasciata, 509 nucleotides long. Lineage: Eukaryota; Metazoa; Mollusca; Gastropoda; Stylommatophora; Geomitridae. The record is from the annotation of a GenBank genome assembly.
UUGCUGACAGAUAUUCUGAAACUGUGAAUAUAAUUGCAAAUGAGCCUUCUGUAGCACUGUACCGCAUCCAAGAGCACAUCAGGAGAACCCUGCCAAGGUUGAUUGAUCAAAAGCAUGAAGUUGAAGACAUGAAGGUCAGAGUUCAAGGAGCUUGUUUUGAUGCUGAGUACGCCAGCAAAACAGUCAAGGCCAUGAGCUCCAGCUCUGCACAUUUUCAGAACAUUCAGGAACUACUCAAAAAUGCUGUGUUUGUCAAACAGCAAAUCAACUAUAAAGACAACAAAAGGAAGCAGGCGAGGAUAGCUGCUGGCAUCAGUGACCCUGAUGCAGUGACCGGUGCAGGAAAGGAGAGUUCCACUGAGAGUACUCUUGAAGAUAGUGGUCAGCGGAUGGACAGCAGCAUGGAUGCCAGUGGUUGCCUACAAAAUGAGCCAGUCAAGUUGCCAGCUAGGUCAGUGGGCGACUCUUUUGAGGACAGAGAAGGAGAAUUCAUCAUCUCCAGACCGUGA